UUGGAGAAAUCUGCAGAGGAGGAUAAGGAUGAGGACGGAGCUUCUAAAGAAGUUAAAAUCUCCGAAUCUGUUCCCUUCAAGAAGGAAACCAACAAGGCCAAUGAGUUAAUCGACCCGAAGAAAAAAGCGCUGGACGAAUUCAAGGUUCUAAUCCAAGAGGCGCUAAGCAAACACGAGUUCUCCGCCCCGCUGCCGCCGCCGGCGGCCACCCUCCAGGAGGAGAAAAAGGAGAAGCCGAAAGCGGAGGAGAAAAGAGAAGAAGAAGAAGAGUCUAAGACUGAAGAGAAAAAAGACGACGGCCCAAAAACUGAAUCAUGUAGAGAAGCUCCGCUGGUGGCGGUGGGCUAG
Striga asiatica is the source of this 348-nucleotide messenger RNA. The record is from the annotation of a GenBank genome assembly. Lineage: Eukaryota; Viridiplantae; Streptophyta; Magnoliopsida; Lamiales; Orobanchaceae.